AUGAAAGCAGCAGGUGUCUUUGUGCUCCUCUCUCUGGCUCUUUUCUACAUGUUCUCAGGUGUCUUCAGUCAAGGAGGACAGGACAAAAGAGGCUGGAUCACAAGAUCAGAGGGCCGAAUGCCAGGGAGAGGUGGCUUAAGGAGUCGUCUCUUUCAAAUCAACUGUGAUGAGUUCCGUGAUCCUAAGAUCUUCUGCACUCGGGAAUCAAACCCCCAUUGUGGCUCUGAUGGUCAGACAUAUGGCAAUAAAUGUUCCUUCUGUAAGGCGAUGGCGAAAAGUAAUGGGAAGAUUAACCUGAAGCACCAUGGAGCAUGCUGA
This is a messenger RNA of Dipodomys ordii (Ord's kangaroo rat), 318 nucleotides long. It is a transcript of the gene Spink6, whose product is annotated as serine peptidase inhibitor, Kazal type 6. Gene Ontology annotation, molecular function: protein binding. NCBI's taxonomy places the organism in Eukaryota, Metazoa, Chordata, Mammalia, Rodentia, Heteromyidae. The record is from RefSeq and is a predicted model, not a curated record. The coding region runs from base 1 to 318 and encodes 105 amino acids. The transcript has 5 exons.